ACAUUCUGAGGUUGCUUGAUUCAACUUGACUUUCCCCAUGUUUUUGUUGAAUUCUUUAAGAGGAAUUACUCGCGGCAACCGGUCGAAAAAACAUCAGAAUAAUUCCAAUUCGGGAAAUUCAACAUCGGGGUCACCAUUUAAAAAGAGCUCUACGGUUCAAUUGUCAAGAACAAAUUCUCCUAGCUCGAAUCAACCCCCUCUUUACUUGCUGCAACCAUUUGUUCGAAAUCAUCUAGUGAAAGGAAACUUCCUCACAAUUGUAUCUUUGCCGAAAUAUGUGGAUUUGGAUGAAUGGCUUGCAUUGAAUGUUUAUGAGCUUUUUACUUAUUUGAACCACUUUUAUGAUGUCUUUACUUCGUUCUGUAGAGUAGACACAUGUCCCAUUAUGCUGGCAGGAUCCAAUUUUGAUUACAAAUGGUUAGAUAAUAACCGUAAGCCUCUCUCUUUACCAGCACCUCAGUAUAUAGAAUAUGUUUUGGCCUGGAUUGAAAAUCGACUGCAAGAUCAAAACGUUUUCCCAACAAAAGCAGGCUUACCCUUUCCUACGAAUUUUCAUGCAAUUGUACGAUCUAUUUAUAAACAAAUGUUUCGCGUAUUUGCUCAUAUAUAUUAUGCUCAUUAUGGAGAGAUCCUUCAUUUAUCUUUAGAAGCACAUUGGAACUCUUUUUUUGCUCAUUUCAUUGCAUUUGCAAAAGAAUUUCAUCUUUUAGAUCCCCGUGACACGUUCCCUUUAAAAGACCUAAUUUCGGUUUUAGAAGAGCAAGGAAAUAUUUAAUACCGUAUUAUUCCUCUAUCAUUCCGGUUAUUAUGAUUUUAUAGUUUCUUCGUCUUCACUUUUUUUUCCUUUCAAUUAAGUUUCCUACGGAAACGAUCCGAUUUUUGUUUUGCAUCAUGUUUCACUCCUAAUUACCUACUUCAUUACCAUUAAAAAAAAAUGUCUUCCUUAUUUGUUUUGAUGCCCAUUCAUGAGCGCCUUUUUUGUUUUCUUUUUUUUUUUUUUGGAUGCUCCCUCUUCAUCGAUUGUUUGUCUUUCCGCAAUGCAGUCUUCUUUGUUUUACUAAACCGUCGGUUUAGACAGGUACUUUCUAUAUCCUUGGCUAAAAAUGUGUUGGCCUCAGUGUAUUUUGACGCUUAUUAUCAUGAUUUCAUUGGUUCGCAUUUUGAGCUAUUUUUGUUUCCAAUACCUAUGAAUUGUUUGGAUUUUUCAUUGUUAUAAACGCUGUUUUUUGCUUUAUUUGGUUUACUCUACUAAGACAGUUCAGUAAAUCUUUGUUUCUUACAAGUGGUGGGAUUCCAAAAGUUAUGAUCUUUAAUUUAUAACAUGAUUUAGAGCAGAUUAACUAAUCUUCAUUUUAAGAAUAAAAUUCUUGAUUUAUUGCGGUAAGUAUUAUCUACUUGAGAUCAUAAAGGUUGGUAGCAAUGGCACAUAAACG
This is a messenger RNA of Schizosaccharomyces cryophilus OY26, 1433 nucleotides long. Its product is annotated as protein kinase activator Mob2. The record is from RefSeq and is a predicted model, not a curated record. Gene Ontology annotation, biological process: cell division; signal transduction; positive regulation of protein phosphorylation. Gene Ontology annotation, cellular component: cytoplasm; nucleus. The coding region runs from base 38 to 775 and encodes 245 amino acids. Gene Ontology annotation, molecular function: protein kinase activator activity. NCBI's taxonomy places the organism in Eukaryota, Fungi, Ascomycota, Schizosaccharomycetes, Schizosaccharomycetales, Schizosaccharomycetaceae. The transcript is spliced from 3 exons.